AACAAAACGUACAGUACAUACCAGCAAUUCAUACACCAAUAAUAUUCCAAUAAUUGUCAAGAUGUCUGGAAAUUCCGAAAUUCUCAGCCCCAUCGAUCCCGACUUCAAGAAAGAAACCCCACCGAUGGGAGACCUUGAACGAAGAUUAAGCCAUGCCCUGUCCAUUCACAGCGUAGUUUCAACCUCAUCCUCAUCCGCCGAGAUCAACACAACACCAUCAUUCACCAAAAUCGGCGCCGGCGCAUGCGGUGCCAUUUUUGCCGAGGCCGGGAAAUCCCUCGUCGCGAAACUUGCCAAGAACCCGGGUCUGGAGUUAUGGAAUGAUUACAAAAUGCACACGCUUAUAUACGAGAAGGCAACACCUCUCGGUGCCAGGAUCCGAAUCCCACGACCGUAUUUCUUCGUGCCGGGGGACGACGCGGAAUACUUUGAAAAGCAUACUACUUUGGUUGAGGCCGCGGAGGAUAUAUGUAAUUUGCCGACACAUGUUCUUGUGACCGAACGGAUUGUACCGCUGCCGCAGAUUACGAGAACCCUUUUAAUCGAGAAGUACUGCAGCCCACACCUACAACCCAGUGCACUAGCAUGCGCCGGGAACCGAGAUUGUCUCGUAAGGGUGUACCUAGGGUCCUCGAACGGGAAGAGUGGACGAAGUUUCUUCUCACUACGAAACUUCAAGCUCCACCUUAACCAACUCGCGGAGCUCGACCUAGACCUAGACACCAUAACAUCCCGCAUGGCAGAAGCCCUCGCCAUCAUGCACUGGGCCGCGAAAACCGAUGCCCGCGAUGUAGAAUUCGUGUUGGGACACUCAGCACAAGAGAUCCCGAUAUCUCCGAAAACCCAUGAUGAGAUAUCCAACAUGGAGCCAAAUUCGUUCACAGGCCCAUCGUCGCGCGUCCACGAUGACUUCUUUCACCGCACAACCGAGCUAUGGUUACUAGACUUCAACCAAGUUUGGCCCGUCACUAUGGACCAAGCUGGUGUUGACGGCAUGGUAGACGCAUUCAAAGCCAAUGACCCUUACUACCCAAGACCACUGCAGGAGGGCCAAUUUGCUCGACGGCUUUGGAACCAAUUUGUGGAGAACUACUUGAGCGUGGCAGAUUCUAUCAUGGGCGAAAUGAAGCAACUACCGCGAUUGUUUCUCGAGGGAAUUAUUGAAGCGGAACGGGCGAAGGCGCAGAGAAAUGCCUAGGAUCAUAAUUGGACUGAAUUUCGAGUAUAUGUU
Hypoxylon trugodes is the source of this 1231-nucleotide messenger RNA. RefSeq names its product zinc finger protein-domain-containing protein. The transcript has a single exon. NCBI's taxonomy places the organism in Eukaryota, Fungi, Ascomycota, Sordariomycetes, Xylariales, Hypoxylaceae. The record is from RefSeq and is a predicted model, not a curated record. The coding region runs from base 62 to 1198 and encodes 378 amino acids.